AUGGCUUCAAAAAGAAAAUUGUGUGCGGGAUGUUUAAACAAGAUAACUAAUAAGGACUUUGUAACAUGUUCACUUUGCAAAGAUAUAUAUAAAGACACAGUUUGCGCUAAUAUUUCUCAAAAACGCCUUCUGGUGCUGGAGAAGGACAAGAAAGUUAAAUGGAUCUGUCCUGGUUGUAGGAAUAAAGAGCGAAAGGGUGACAAUUUAAACACCCCAAUCCAGUCCAGACCGGGCCCGCGAGACCGUGGUGAUUCGUCGCAGGAAAUUAGUACUCCUAACAAUGAUUACGUAACACAGCGUAAAAAAUCUCAACUACCUAGUAAUCAGAAGGUGAGCUCACUUACACAACCCGGAGCUGAAUCCUUAAUGCUAACAAUUAGAUCAGGAAUUCAAUCAUCAAUGGGAAAUUUUUUAAAUCAAGCUAUAGAGGAGUCAUCUAUAAAAAUGAAUUUAAGAACUAUAAGAGAGGAGUUAAGUUCCUUAAAAGAUAUCAAAAGCGGGCUUGAAUUUUUAAGUGCGGAAUAUGGCAGAAUGAAAAAGGAAUUAAAAACGUCAAAGGAGCACAUAAAGUCGCUUUCAGCUGAAAACAGCAACUUACAUACAAAAGUGAACGAAUUAUCAAAUAGACUUGUUUUACUAGAGCAAUAG
This is a messenger RNA of Parnassius mnemosyne (clouded apollo), 648 nucleotides long. The record is from the annotation of a GenBank genome assembly. Lineage: Eukaryota; Metazoa; Arthropoda; Insecta; Lepidoptera; Papilionidae.